AGUUGAAUAAUGACAGCCAUCCUUGCUGUCAGUUUUCAAUUUCACUGCCUCGUAUUUAUACUCCAUGUUUAUCGCUCAAUCUUAAUUCGAGCGUCUUUCUUCAUUUGUGCGUCUGCAGCUCUUGAGAUUCCUGACUCCGGUUGGUUCUCCUGCGCUGUCGGUUACGCGCGCACACGUGCACAUACGCAUAUUCAGCUGAUGAGCAUCACGAGAGAAAGAGAAGCAGCGAAAACGGACUGACAGGGAGGGCGACAGACAGGCUUUGACUUUGGAUGCUUAGUCACUAUUUGCUUUGAGGGCAGAGGCAGAGCAUGGACCAGGUGGAGGAGAAACACUGAGCGGGUCGUCGGGAGAAGAUACUGGAGGAAAGCAGGGGGGGUUACCGACAUCCGGAGUAGACGAUGCUUGUUUGCCGCAGGCCCCUCCAUCGUGAAAUUGGAUACCGACUUGCGGCGGAUGGGGUGACCGAGCUCGCUGCUCCGCCGGGGAGGUCCCUGCCUUCGGACGGUACCGGGGUGGGAGCUGCCUGUUCCCGGUUCUAAGAAAGGAAGGAGUGGUAAGAGGGAAAAUGCAGACGGAGGAGGAGACGGCAACCGCUGAAGAGCCCAUUUUGGAGGAAGGGUCAGGACGAGAGCAGCAACGGCCAGUCCAGCAAUCCCUGGCCUCCUCCCUGUGUCGGGAGUCCCAUUGGAAGUGCCUCCUCCUGACCCUCCUCAUGUACGGCUGCUUCGCCACCCUAGCCUGGUGCGCGGUCUGUCGUGUACCCGUUCUCGGCUCCUCCUCCAUACCUAUCAGUGGUGACGACAAAGCCACGUCGCCAGCUGCGGCCUACUAUCAUGACAUCCCGCACUUGGAGAGUCCGUGCUCUAGCGGCUACGUCUACAUCCCCCUGGCCUUCCUGGCUAUGCUGUAUGUGGUUUACCUGGUGGAGUGUUGGCACUGCUUCUCUAAGACGGCAAUGUUGGCAAAUGCUGAAUUCCAGGAGGUGUACGAGCGUGUGCAGAGACUUCAGCAGGCGACUCCCUGCAUCUGGUGGAAGGCCAUUAGCUAUCACUAUGUGAGAAGGACCAGGCAGGUGACCAGAUACCGCAAUGGAGAUGCAUAUACUACCACACAGGUCUAUCAUGAGCGGGUCAACACUCACGCCUCUAGUUCAGAGUUCGACUACGCCCGCUAUGGAGUAAAAGAUGUGUCAAAGGAGCUGCUGGACUUGCAGCUGCACCCUGCUGUUCGCCUCCGUUUCACCAAGUGUUUCAGCUUCUCAAGUGCACGUGCUGAAGCUGCCUACCUCACCCAGCGAGCACGCUUCUUUGGAGAGAACGAGGGGCUGGACGACUACAUGGAGGCCAGGGAGGGAAUGCAUCUCAAGAAUGUGGAUUUUCGAGAGCAUAUCCUGGCCUUCCCAGACCCUACUCAUCAGCCGUGGUUUUCUCGCCACAGGGUCUUCUGGCUGGCUUCGGCUUUCCUCCUGUCAUGGCCACUGCGGGUCGUGUCGGAGUACCGCACAGCAUAUGUCCACUACCAUGUGGAAAAGCUGUUUGGGGAGGAUGAGGACGGUGGAGGGGGAGGUGGUGGGGGUGGAGGGCCAGGUGGAGGCGGAAGAGGGGAUGGGCUUCAAGGGGGGACUGAGAAUGGGAUCCACCCAGGAGGGAUCGGGAUUGGAAUCGGUCUAAACGGGACGAGUUACAGAGCUAUUUCACGGGUCAAUACGGUGGACAUGACAGAGUUGGAGUGGCACAUUCGCUGUAACCAACAGAUGGUCCCGAGCUACUCUGAGGCUCUCCUUAUGGACUUGGACAUAAGUAAUGGGACAAACAAUACCGCCUCUACGCCCAUUUCUGGGCCUCCCUGCACCACCCCAAAUCAGGGGAACAACCCACCUCCUCUUGCUCUGCCUGUGGUGUUCAACUCUGCUUACCUCCUCCAGAGCUGCCCCCGAUGCAGGAGGACCACGUCCAGUUCCAGUCUUCCCUCUAGGCUUAGGGCCCCCAUGGGAACCACAGCCCUCCUGAAUGCUACAGUGGCAGGGAUAAGGAACGCGGGGCAUGGAGGCGGAGGUAUAGGAGGGAGGUUGGUGCUCAGUCGAAGCGGAUUCUCUUUGGGGAGACUCGGAGGUCGACACAACAGCUUGUUUCACUCACGAAGCAUGGGAGGAGGCCUUGGAGGAAGCAGGGAAGAUGGAGGAGGAAGCGGCGGAGGAGGGGGAACUGGUGGAGGAGGAGUAGGCGGUGGUGGUGGAUUCCUUGGGCUCGGUUCAAGGCAGGACAAUGAGGAGACGAGAGGAGUGCUGGAGGGCGAAGCGGAUGAGGACGAGGAAGAGGAGCAGGAGGAGGAGGUGAGGAUGAGAGAAGACAGGGGGAGAGAGAGGGACGAGGACGCAGAGCAAGACAGCGGAGGGGUAGUGGAGGGGAGGGAGGGAGAUGGGGGAGGGAGAGAGCGUCCUCCAUCCUACCAGGACGCAUUUUUCUUCCCUGUCCUCAUUAUUCACGGAGAGGAGAGCUGCCACGCCAGAGACGACAUGUGACGAUCAGAAAAAUAAAACACAGGAAGAGCCAGAGAGUCCAGGGGAAAAGAAAGAAAGCACUGAACGGAAGAGACGAGGGAAAACAAGAUAAAGGAGAAGAAAGAGACUGAGAGGGAAGAGUAUGCAGACUGCAAAAUGAUCAAAGAAAUGAAAGUCCCAUCAAAGCAUAGGAGGUAAAAAAUAUGGAGGCAUGGAGCAACAAGGGAAAGAUGCAUACACUGUAAGAAAGGAGGAGACAGUGAAGUGUUAUAUUUGAACAGAUGCAGUGUACACUGUGAAAAGCAGGACACACACUGAUUCAGAAAGCUGAUAGGAUGAUAAAAUGGAGUCUGGAGUCGAAGCGGGGGCAAGGAAAUCGUAGACAGGGACAAAGUGAAGGAGAAAGAUUGGGUACUCUGCAAGGAUGAAAACUUAGGAAUGUCUAUUUCCAGAUAUAUCUAUGCAAGAAGAGGAGUGGGAGGAGUACCAAGUCUAAAAAUAGCAGGUUGGAGAGCAGUGGAGAGACUCCAAACCAGCUGAGCGAUGGUGGGUAUGUUUUUAAAAAAGAAACAGAAGUGGAGGAGUUGCAAAAGGCCUGAAGCUUCGGUUGUGCUGAAUUGAGGAUACAUAGAGGGUAACUAAAAAUAUGUCUCAAUUAAAGGAGGGAGUGCGGCGAAAAGACAGGGUCCCUAAAUAUUUUAGAUGAGGGUGAAGACACAUGAGGUAACAAUGCAAUGCAGAGAAGUAAACGAAGAGAAACGAUGACAGGCUUUCGGAAUGAUCUUAGAACGCAGCGUAGAAACAAUAGGUAGAAAAUUAUAAUACAAAACAGACUUUACAUCGAGAAAAAGACACAAUCAAAAGAUACUCAAGAGGAGGAGAAAAAAAAGAAGAUACAAGACACCAUCUGAGCAGCAGAUGGCUGAGAAAUCUAAUCAGGAAAUCUAAAAAAACAUUUAAAUAAUCCCCCAAGUAACUUUGUGAAGCAGGUUCUGCCAUUAAUAAGAUCUUUUUCAAGUCUUGAAAGGUUUACGAUUCAACUUCAAGCAGCAUCUGGCUGGAAAUGUAACAGUAGAUCAAAGAGGAGAACCAUUGAUUUCCUCCCUGUCUCCUCAUCCUGUCUUACUCCUCACCUUCCCAUUAGCUUCCCCACCACUCUCUACCCAUUACUGGUAUGGAGCUGAUAGCAAAACACUCCAUAAACACAAGAGCGAUUGCUUCCUCUACCUCUUUACUCUGCUCCUCUUUUCUCAUACGACCUUCUGCUCUCAUCCCUAUGAUUUUUCUUUUCCUCUUUCUCUCAUCUUUAUUUUGUCACCCUCUCUUUCUAGUCAAUGGGUUUCAAGUGCAGAGAUGCAAUCCUGAGCAACAGAUCUGUUGCGCUUUUUUCAGGUGUAUCUUAUUUUAAUGAAAUUAGCACACGUUGUGUUGUAAGUGAGGCGAGAGAAUGCUGCACCAAAAUAGAUUCACAGCAUCCAUCAUUAACUUUCCCUCCUCUUUCCCUCUGCCAUCUUCUCUGCUCCUCUGCUCCUCCCUUUCCUCAUUUUGAAAGUGGUCGACUGUGUGAUACACCUCUCUCUGCUCCUGGAAGUGCUCGGAUCAGAUUUCAUCUCGGCUAACUCCACAUAUCAACUCUCCUCCUGGCGGAGACUUCUGGUCCAGGAUCAGAUUCUAUAAACCAGAUAUUCUCCUUCUCAGCUUUUUUAUGUCUGUACAUUUUCAGACAUGUGGCGUGAGAGUUGAACAAAUGAUGAGGAAAAAGAUGUUGAAAUAAUUGGCCUUAAAAGAAAACACAACAUGUGAUUUUCUCAUGCAGCGUCGGGAAAAUGUUACACCAGUUUUCCCCGUUUGAUCUGCUCUAGUUUCAAACAUUUGUACCCAGAAGAAAGAAUAAACAUAAAUAACAGUAAACCUCCUACAAUAUACAUAUAUUACACUACUGUAUGUGUUAAGGCAUGAAAACCUCCUCUAUAUCUCACUUAUGUCCAUAAUAUUGAACUGCAUGGGAAGUCAAACAUGAUCUGCCAUUCUCAGCCAGCAAAACAUAAAAAAAUAUCUGACAUUAGCUUCAUAUUUUUAAUGCAGACAACAAAGUUCCUAAGAUUCCUCCAGUUAUAAAAUCAAACCAUGAUUAUAACGCCCUGUUCUGUGACAGGGAACCUUUUGGCCAGAAUCUGCCUUGCUGCUACCUCCUCCUCUUGAAAAAUACCCGCGAGAAAUUAACAGUGCUCUCUAAAACAUCGCCUCACUGUGUGAAAAAGACCGCCGGCAUAGAGAUGCAUGUCACUAAAUAACAGCUAGUGUGCAGGAGCUACAAAUAGCUAUGUAGCAAAUAUGUCUGCCAUUGCACAAUGCAGUGCCAAAACAACACAGUGAUCAAAACAUAAUGGAAUAUUUCACACAUAUAUAGACGGGCAUGGGCUGGAAUCCAUAGGGAUUAAUUUGUCCUACUUUCCGAGUAUGUUUCUGUGGGAGACCAGCCCAAGGAGAGCCAACUGGCACAGAAAACACAACCAUUAGUGCUUCCAUGCAUAUAUUAAAACAAAGCACACUAAACCUGCUACAGUUUGAGUAGAUCAUUUAAGUUAAGCCUUCCCUAUAUAGUGCCCUUUAAUGGUCACUUCAGCCACUUUGUGAUGGAGGAAGGCGCUCCCUCGUUCUCUAUCUGCUUACUCGGACAUGACACUAAAAAGCACACGAAAAAGAUGAGAAACCUCUCAAGGCGGUUUCCUGAAAUUACAGUAAUUAUGAUGCUUGUUAGAUUUCAUAAAUAGAGAUAAUGGACAUAAAUGGACAUAUGCACACAAAUAUGGACACUUGAACAAAGAACCUGGAUGCAGCAGAGACAGCGGGGAACCUUUUUUCAAUGAAACUUUCUGGAAGAUAAAGUAGAGCACGCGCGCUGACCUGGUUUGGUGUAAGGGACGAAUGCACACCCACCCACCCACCCACACACACACACCCACACACACACACACACCCACACACACACACACACACACACACACACACACACACACACACACACACACACACACACACACACACUAAUACUCAUUCAAACACACUGAUUCCAGCUCAAGAAUUUCUGUAGCUCUGGGGGACAUCCAGCUGAACUGGGCACACAGAAGCUAAUGGACAAAGCAACUCAUGGAAGAAAAAACUGAAAAUAAACAGCAACAAGGACAAGUGUUUCUACAUGACUGGAGAAGUGGACUUGAUUGGAAUGAGAUGAGUGAAUAUGUGAGAUUAAAAGACAAUUAUUUUUACAGCUAUUUAUCAUUAUCUCAGUCUCUUGUGGACUUGUGGAUAAAAUUGUCUUCAUUAAUUGUCCCUCAACAAAAGAAGCACUAAAAAAGCACUAACCACACUUCUAUGUUGGUUUCAGUUCAUUUCAAGAUGUGGCUUUCACUAACGUAAAAGCACUCCGUUUGCUAUUUGUUCAAUUGUACAAAUACAGCUUUACAGGUUCUGUUUGUGUGUAUCGGCCAUCAUAGAGACAGUCAGCAUCUUAAACUGGAAGUCACAAGGUGUGAGCUCCAGUUUAAAACCUGACUGCUUUUACAUUUCAAUCCUAAUGCUUUGCCACCAAAACAGGAAAAUACAAUUCAAUCUGUCAUUUGCUACUUUUAUAUCCUUUGCAUACUUGAGCGGACAUUAUUUCAGAUUAUUUAAGUGAUGUCUAAAAUCCAAAUGCCUUUGUAUGCUUUUUUAUUUCAUUUUUUAUUUUUGUAAAUCAGACAUUUCUCUGAGUCUGGAAACCUCUGGUUCAGACUUAAGAAGGGUGCCUGGACUUGUUUAUAUUUGUUUGCAAGUCUUGCUAUUUUUUCAUGUACUUAUUUAUUUCUAACUGACAAGUGUGUUUCACUCAUAUGUCUCUGUGGCUGGAUAUUUAUACGGUGUUUUAUUAUCUCGGAGUGUGUCAGAAGUGUGUCCUCAGCCACUUCAGGUGUGCCAAGAGAACUCUGUGCCCAUGAUGUCUUACACACGCAUUCAUGCUCGCUUGCAUGUUUCGCCACAGCAGUAAAGCAGCCAUUAUAACAGCUUAUUUUAGACUAUAGCGACAUUAUACUAAUACCAAUACUAACCCCGCACAUGCAGAGUCUUACACAAAUGUGCACACACACACACUGAAAGCAUGGAGCCGUCCUGCUAUCUUGCCUUUGUGUCCGACGUUGCCAACUCUUCUGCUCAGGAUUUCAGUUAAUGCUGCACUCCUGUGUCAACACAAGCUCUCUUUCGUAUGAUUCCAUUUACAUGCCAAAGCAAAAAAAAAAAAAAAAGGAUCACAGUUGGAAUGCUGUGCUUAUACAUAUGCACAUACUGCAGGUAUUUGCAAGGGGUACAUGGCUGAACAAAGGAUGCAUUGAAAUUUACCUGAGGUGACAAAGGGUGUGUUUACUCUGGAACAAAAUCAAGUAGUCUGCAAGGUGCACAGUUUUGUUUGUUUAAAAUUUCUGUAUUUAUUUUGCACAUUGGCAUUGCCGAGGUGCAGCUCGUGGUAAUCCACUCCAAUGGUAAUCCAUUGUCCACUAGGUGGCAGCAAAGCCUUAUGAACUGAGAGGACACAGACACAUGUGUGACUGUAUUUCAAGGGUAAACCAACAGUGUAUCAGACAGGGUAGAAAACAGUUGCUGUGCUGCUCUCUUCUGGCUAACACUUAAGUAUAGUUCACAUCUGCACCCACCUGAAUCAGUGAUGUCACACCUGCUAUGACAUCCCUUUAAAGACCCUGGCAGAUGUGCAGCAAACAAUGAAGGUAAAACCUACGAAGGGCAUUGCAGUACUAUGUGAUUGUGCAUUUUUCUUCACACUGCUUUUAUUAUUUUUCUUUUAACACGACUGAAUGUGAUGCAGAGCGGUACUGCUCGUCACCCUGCUUUGUUGUCAGACUUGUAUAUGUUGCUAAGCAGCUUUCUGAACUCAUAACCACAAGCAAUGUGAGCUUCACUCAUAGAGACGACUGCACUGAGCCUGCAUUCCCCCUUCUGUAGUCAUCGCCUGGCUAUGUUGCUUUCCAAGACACAUAAAAUAUCAGAGGAAGGUGAUUUGGUUUUUGAUCAACAACUUAUUUUUUCAGAAACGCUCUUGAUUUCACGUUUUUCUUGUGCCCAAAAGGUAGCCAAUAUACAGUUUCUCUGUUUUGCGUGAGCAUAGAAAUCUUGCUCUUGUUUCUACGUUUUUAUCAACGUCCUCACUUGACUGUCUUAUGAAAUGCUCUAGCAAUUAUGACCGAUGUAUUGUUGUCAAUACUGUUGCUGUUUCUCUUGUGGUCAUGGGAGGAGUUGAGUCGUCAUACCGAGUUUGUCCAACACUGUAAAAAAACAUGUCAAGAUUUGGUUUGACAUGAAAUACCAGGGAGUCCAGCUGCAUUUCAAACUUCAUUUUUCAAAAACACUUGCUUCAUCUAAUCGUAAUGCUUAAAACUUCAAUUUGCACUGUGUUACUUGAUUGUUUGUUGGGUAUCAACAUUAGAAAAUAAAGCUAUAACCCAAACGUAUCAAUGCAACAGGAGACCUCACUCUCUCACUUUCAACCUCAGACGACAAAAUCAUGUUCAGAUUCUCCUUUCUGCUGCUGGAUUGCCUGUGAUCUGUCAAGCAAAUGAAUUGUUACCGCAAUGUAGUUGUUAUGUACAUGCAGCCUCUAUGGAGCUCAAACAAUAAUGUCACGUACAAAGCAUUAUUGUCUUACACAGUGAUGUGUAAAGCCGGGAAUGGGCUUUCUGUUCAAGCACCGUCGAGCAAAAUGUCCUCAGUAUUUAAGCUAAUUAAUAUGUAACUGAUAACCAGAUUGUCAAUAUCACACCAGAUUCUAGCUGUUGUCACUGGCCUGUUAAAGAUAAUGUAAUUAUUUCAUUUGAAUGGAGGGUGACGGAGAAGGUAAUGGAGCUGGUGGCAAUAACACUGUUAACUGAUGCCAUUCUGGCGAUGAUGAUGAUGACAAUUAAUUAUUGUGGAAGAUACAAAUAAAGUCAAUCUGCUUGGUAUACCAGG
Messenger RNA from Notolabrus celidotus (New Zealand spotty), 8500 nucleotides. RefSeq names its product transmembrane protein 151A. Bases 569 to 2524 code for a protein of 651 amino acids. The record is from RefSeq and is a predicted model, not a curated record. NCBI's taxonomy places the organism in Eukaryota, Metazoa, Chordata, Actinopteri, Labriformes, Labridae. The transcript has 6 exons.